CGCGCUCUUGUCUCUCCACGCCCCCCAUCUUUCAUCCCAGUCCUCCCAUAGGUUCGAUGCAAAGGUAACAGAGCGACCGGGGGCUUGAUAAAGAUCGACUUUAUCCUCGUGCUUUCUUCCACCAGCACGCAGCAACAUGCCGAGCAAUAGAAAGAAGAACUCGCGUCGCAUGAAGAGGGUGCAGGCCGAGAGGGGAGUCCUUGAAGAACAGCAUGCAGCCGACCCGGCAGUCAAAGCGACUCCUGCAAAUGCAGUGAGUGGGCCCCCUGCAGCGAGCUCGAAGCAAGCGGCUAAAACUCCAGCACCAGUAAAGAUCCCAGAGGCGGUUCCGAUUGCUGUCCCAACUGUGAAGACCCCCAUCGUUAAACCAGAACCAAUUGUGGAAAAGCCGGUCUCGGUUCCUGUGGUCUCUGUGCCCGUGGAGGAGCCGGUCUCGGCGCCUAUUGAGGAGCCGGUCUCUGUGCCCAUGGAGGAGCCGGUCUCUGUGCCAGUUGAGGAGCCGGUCUCUGUUCCUAUUGAGGAGCCGGUCUCUGUUCCAGUUGAGGAGCCGGUCUCUGUUCCAGUUGAGGAGCCGGUCUCUGUUCCAGUUGAGGAGCCGGUCUCUGUUCCAGUUGAGGAGCCGGUCUCGGUGCCAGUUGAGGAGCCGGUCUCGGUGCCAGUUGAGGAGCCGGUCUCGGUGCCAGUUGAGGAGCCGGUCUCGGUGCCUAUUGAGGAGCCGGUCUCGGUGCCAGUUGAGGAGCCGGUCUCGGUGCCUAUUGAGGAGCCGGUCUCGGUGCCAGUUGAGGAGCCGGUCUCGGUGCCUAUUGAGGAGCCGGUCUCGGUUCCUGUGGUCUCUGUGCCUAUUGAGGAGCCCGUCUCGGUGCCUAUUGAGGAGCCGGUCUCGGUUCCUGUGGUCUCGGUGCUUGUUGAGGAGCCGGUCUCGGUGCCUAUUGAGGAGCCUGUCUCGGUUCCUGUGGUCUCGGUGCCUGUUGAGGAGCCGGUCUCGGUGCCUAUUGAGGAGCCGGUCUCGGUUCCUGUGGUCUCGGUGCCUGUUGAGGAGCCGGUCUCGGUGCCUAUUGAGGAGCCGGUCUCGGUUCCUGUGGUCUCGGUGCUUGUUGAGGAGCCGGUCUCGGCGCCUAUUGAGGAGCCGGUCUCGGUUCCUGUGGUCUCGGUGCUUGUUGAGGAGCCGGUCUCUGUGCCUAUUGAGGAGCCGGUCUCGGUUCCUGUGGUCUCGGUGCCUAUUGAGGAGCCCGUCUCGGUUCCUGUGGUCUCGGUGCCUGUUGAGGAGCCGGUCUCGGUGCCUAUUGAGGAGCCGGUCUCGGUUCCUGUGGUCUCGGUGCUUGUUGAGGAGCCGGUCUCGGCGCCUAUUGAGGAGCCGGUCUCGGUUCCUGUGGUCUCGGUGCUUGUUGAGGAGCCCGUCUCGGUGCCUAUUGAGGAGCCGGUCUCGGUUCCUGUGGUCUCGGUGCUUGUUGAGGAGCCGGUCUCGGUUCCUGUGGUCUCGGUGCCUGUUGAGGAGCCGGUCUCGGUGCCUAUUGAGGAGCCGGUCUCGGUUCCUGUGGUCUCGGUGCCUGUUGAGGAGCCGGUCUCGGUGCCUAUUGAGGAGCCGGUCUCGGUUCCUGUGGUCUCGGUGCUUGUUGAGGAGCCGGUCUCGGCGCCUAUUGAGGAGCCGGUCUCGGUUCCUGUGGUCUCGGUGCCUGUUGAGGAGCCGGUCUCGGUGCCUAUUGAGGAGCCGGUCUCGGUUCCUGUGGUCUCGGUGCCUAUUGAGGAGCCGGUCUCGGUGCCUAUUGAGGAGCCGGUCUCGGUUCCUGUGGUCUCGGUGCUUGUUGAGGAGCCGGUCUCGGUGCCUAUUGAGGAGCCGGUCUCGGUGCCUAUUGAGGAGCCGGUCUCGGUUCCUGUGGUCUCGGUGCCUGUUGAGGAGCCGGUCUCGGCGCCUGUUGAGGAGCCGGUCUCGGUGCCUAUUGAGGAGCCGGUCUCGGUUCCUGUGGUCUCGGUGCCUGUUGAGGAGCCGGUCUCGGUGCCUAUUGAGGAGCCGGUCUCGGUUCCUGUGGUCUCGGCGCCUAUUGAGGAGCCGGUCUCGGUGCCUGUUGAGGAGCCCGUCCCAGUUGAGGUAGCGGUGCCAGAGCCAGAGGUUGUGGUGUUGGAACAGACAACGGAGGUGGAGGUCGAAGUCGCGGUCACUGAAGAAGCCCCCGUUGUUGAGAGUCCACCUGAAGAGCCCUCGACAGUUGAAGCUGCCAUCGUGCAGGAGGCUGAACCCAUCAUUCCUGAACCAGAACCAGUGACAGAGGUCAUACCCCCAGCUGAGGCUCCUGUAACAGCGCCUGUUGAGAUCGAGACGCAUGAAGCCUCCGAGCCGAAGACCGAGGCGUCCGUAGAGGUGGAGGAGGCGGCGGCCGUUGAGACUGAGGUGGCAGUCGCGGCCGAUAUCGCCACGCCAGAGCCUGAAACCAUCGCCGUGGUUCCUGCUGAAGCCGAACCCGCCGCAGAGGAAGCAAUUCCCGAGGCAAUUUCCGAGGCAAUUCCGGAAGUGGUGGAGGAGGUCGCCUCAGAGAUAACCGAGCCAGAAGAGGAGGCUGUCGCCGUCGCCUGUCCUGCGGAGCCAGAAGAAGAUGCUGAAAUAGAAGUGCUGGUUGAGGAAGACGCGCCUGUUGCCGUCACAGAGGAUGCUCCUGCCCCAUCGGUGGAAACCCCAGUGGUGCCAGAAACCGUCCCAGAGACUCUGGUAGAAGAGGCUGAAGCCAUCGCAACUGAAGUCAACGAGAGCGUUGCAGACAGCCUGGUCGAUGACUUUGUCGUCACAGAAUCAUCGGUGGAGGUCGCCAUUGCCACUGCAGUCCAGCCGGAAAUUGUGGAAGUGAAUGACAACAAAUCAGAAUCAGUGGAUGUGAUGUCCGCUGAGGAGCCUGCUGCUGCCCCUGCAGAGGAAAUGGCCGUAGACACCAGUGCUGAGGAGACGAGUUCGGACAUCCCAUCAAAAGAGCCAAAGCUAGAAAUCUGCGACAUACCGUGUCAGAUGGUGCAACUCAGCGCAAUGGAGAUGUCAAUGGAGGCGACCCUGAAUGGACACAUGGUUCCAGAGGUCUCCAUUGAGGGCUAGAUUCCCGUCACACACCUCGGGAGAUCUUUUUUUUGUUGUCUUUAUUCCCCCUUUGGCCAUUUGGAGGACUCAAAGCUAUACAGCUGAUCUUGUUAAUUUUUUUUAGGGCUUAUGCAUGGAAAUCUCAAAAGGAUGUCCACACUUUGAAGUGCCUUUCUGGCCCCGGUUCCUGUCGCGUAACACCAAACCAGAUGUCACUAUGCCAAAAAAACCCGCCGCAUUCAAGGCAGCAGAACAAGCCGAUAACCAACACGUGAACAAAUACAUUUAAAAAAGGUGAAAGAACAAAAUGAAUUUGCAUUAAGAGUGGAAGCAGACGUGCUUUAGAGAUUUUAAAAAAUCCCAGAGAAAUGGCAGUGCCUAAUAUUUUUGUUCGUCUCCAGUGCUUCGGCUUCAACGCUGCACACACUCAUUGCAGGUGAACUCUGUAGCGUCGUUGAAUGUGGCUACAGUUAUGGCUAUAGUUGUACUUGGGCCUCUGUUCAUAUGGGUGGGAGGGACUACUUGCUCUGUUUCCCCCCCCCCAAAAAGACUCUUACAAACCUCUUCAUAGCCCCCCAUUUCUGUCCCCAGUUCUCCUCUCUGCCUCAAUAAGUGCCAUUGGUGCGACACUAAAACGCAUCCCAAAGCUAGAGUUUCAGGUUUAUUGGCAACUGGAAAAUGACAGUUUGAGGGGUUGAGCUGAGGUCUUUCUUUUUCCCCUCUUUUUUUUUUUUCACUCAUUAAAAUAAAUUUUGUAUUUACUAUAUAACGUGCUACAGUCUUGUGUUCAAAAUCUGUGAUCUGGUGAAAAGGAUACUGUCGAACUGCCGUUGGUCCAACUUCUAAAUAAAGCUGUAACUGAC
Pseudoliparis swirei is the source of this 3921-nucleotide messenger RNA. Its product is annotated as calphotin-like. Bases 137 to 3076 code for a protein of 979 amino acids. Gene Ontology annotation, molecular function: metal ion binding; ATP binding. NCBI's taxonomy places the organism in Eukaryota, Metazoa, Chordata, Actinopteri, Perciformes, Liparidae. The record is from RefSeq and is a predicted model, not a curated record. The transcript is spliced from 11 exons.